This is a messenger RNA of Closterium sp. NIES-65, 3360 nucleotides long. The record is from the annotation of a GenBank genome assembly. NCBI's taxonomy places the organism in Eukaryota, Viridiplantae, Streptophyta, Zygnematophyceae, Desmidiales, Closteriaceae.
GUAGCUGCGUCAGGUCAGGUGUUUGCUGCUGCGUCCCGGUCAGGGCCUUCCUGUGUCCCCUGUGUCGAGGGUCGCCUCCGGGCUACUCCUCACUCUUCCCACUUCCCCCCGAAAGAGGCUCCGCUGCAGACGCUUCACAUGGAUGUGUGGGGCCCGGCCCCCGUCCGUGGGCAGGGUUACGAGCGCUACUUCCUGUUGGUGGUUGACGACUACUCGCGUUACACCACAGUCCUCCCCUUGCGCAGCAAGGGUGCUGUCACUGAGGUGCUGAUCGACUGGAUCCGCGAGGCUCGUCUCCAGCUCAGGAAGAGCUUCGGCUCUGACUUUCCUGUUCUGCGUCUGCACUCGGACAGAGGCGGAGAGUUCUCCUCUCGCCUUCUGCGAGACUACUGUCGUGCACGGGGGAUCCGCCAGACCUUCACACUUCCGGACUCACCUCAGCAAAAUGGGAUUGCUGAGCGCCGCAUUGGCAUGGUCAUGGAUGUCGCUCGUACGUCCAUGAUGCAUGCGGCUGCCCCCCAUUUUCUGUGGCCGUUUGCGGUGAGGUACGCGGCGCAUCAGCUCAACCUUCACCCGCGGGUCUCUAGGCCUGCGAUGUCCCCAGCCUUGCUGUGGACGGGGAAGGUUGGCGAUGCGUCUGUGUUUCGUGUCUGGGGAUCUCGGGCGUUUGUCCGCGACUUGUCUGCGGACAAGCUGUCCCCUCGUGCUGCUCCCUGUGUCUUCCUUGGCUUCCCCACUGACGCCCCAGGGUGGCAGUUCUACCACCCCUCCUCUCGUCGUGUUCUGUCCUCCCAGGACGUCACGUUCGACGAGUCGGUCCCCUUCUACCGUGUGUCCCAGGUAGACGCCGUUGACCCGGUCGAGGUUACUGGUGACUCUGGUGCUGUCCGCGGGGGUGCUGAGCCUGGAGGAGCUGCUGCUGGGGGUCCUGAGCCUGGGGGUGCUAGUGCGGAGGGUGCGGAGCCUAGGAGUGCUGCGCCGGGGGGUGCUGUCACUAGAGGUGCUGGGUCUGGGGGUGCUGAGUCGAGAGCUGCUGAGCCUGGGGGUGCUGAGUUGGGAGCUGCUGCGCCUGGGGGUGCUGUGUCUGGAGCUGCUGAGCCUGGGGGUGCUGCGUCUGGAGCUACUGCGCCUGGGGUUUCUCCUGCUGCUCAGCCUCCCCGGGAGCCUCUCUCUCCACAGGAGCCUGCGCGAGUGUCGCAGUCCCUGCUUGAGCCUUCCUCUCCGCUACCUGCUCCCUCUCCUUACACUGGUCCUACUGGAGGUCUUGCUGAGCGUCGUGAGCCUGCGUCUCGUCCUGCGUCGCCUGUUCGUCCUGCUCGCGCUACUGGUCGCGGUUCGCGUCAGCGUCCUCCUCCUGUCCCUGGCACGCACCAGAUGUCUUUGCGUCCGUCCACUGCUCCUCUGCGUGCCCCUUUGCCUUCUCCUCCUGAGUCCUCUCUUCCUGCGCUUGCCGACCCAGAGUCGGACUCUCUUCGUGCUGCCAGUCCUACUAUCACGCGUCUGCUUGCUACUGUCGUCACUGACCCCUCUUUUGAGUCCACUGCUGCGUCUGCUCUAGUCGCUGAGCUCGUCGACUUUGCUGCUCGCUGUCGUCUCGACUACGCUGCUAGUCUUGUUGCUGAGUCUGCGUCUGUCUGUCCUCCGUCUGUCGGGGGUGAGUGUGCUCUUGGCACGGACGUCCUAGAGGACAGGCAGGAGGAGUUACAGUGUCUAGCGGCUGCUUCACCUCAUCUCGCGUCUGUACUGCUUGCCCCUGAGGGAGAUCCGGAUGCACUAGACAUCCCGACUCCGCGUUCUUACGCGGAGGCUGUAGAGGGUCCCUACUCCUCUCAGUGGCAGGCAGCUAUGGAUGCAGAGAUGGCUUCCUGGAAGUCCACAGGCACCUACGUUGACGCAGUUCCCCCUCCUGGGGCGAACAUCGUCAGUGGCAUGUGGAUCUUCAGGGUGAAGCGGCCGCCGGGCUCUCCGCCUGUCUUCAAGGCGCGUUACGUCGCUCGUGGCUUCAGUCAGCGGCAGGGAGUUGACUACUUUCAGACCUUCUCUCCCACCCCGAAGAUGACUACUCUUCGGGUGCUGCUGCACGUUGCCGCUCAGCGCGACUACGAGCUUCACUCUCUCGACUUCAGCACUGCGUUCCUGCAGGGUAGCCUGCACGAGGAGAUCUGGCUGCGCCGUCCGCCUGGCUUCACUGGGACUUUCCCUCCUGGCACCCAGUGGAGCCUCCGACGGCCAGUCUACGGUCUCCGCCAGGCACCGCGUGAGUGGCACGACACACUGAGGACUACGCUUGCGGCUCUUGGGUUUGCUCCUUCCACUGCUGACCCGUCGCUGUUUCUUCGCACCGACACUUCCUUGCCGCCGUUCUACAUCCUCGUGUACGUCGACGACUUGGUCUUUGCCACAGCGGACACUGCUGGACUCGCCUACGUGAAGUCCGAGCUGCUGAAGAGACACACGUGCACAGACCUGGGUGAACUGCGCAGCUACCUUGGCUUGCAGAUCACUCGGGACAGAGCACGCCGCACCAUUACCCUGACUCAGUCACACAUGGUGCAGCAGGUCCUUCAGCGCUUCGGCUUCACGUACUCCUCGCCUCAGGCCACUCCUCUGCCUACUCGCCACUCGCUCUCAGCUCUGCCUUCGGAUGAGUCCGUAGAGUCGAGUGGCCCGUAUGCAGAGCUUCUUGGCUGCCUCAUGUACCUGAUGACCUGCACACGACCUGACCUUGCAUACCCUCUGAGCAUCCUUGCACGCUAUGUUGCUCCUGGGAGACACCGACCUGAGCACAUGGCUGCAGUGAAGAGGGUAUUGCGCUACCUGUGCAGUACGUCGGGCAUGGGGCUAGUGCUUGGAGGGCGGAGUCCAGUGGUCCUUACGGGCCACGCGGACGCUUCUUGGGCUGACGACCAGGCUACGCAGCGGUCGUCACAGGGUUACACCUUCAGCCUUGGUUCCGGCUCUGUCUCGUGGCGGUCUACUCGCUCGUCUUCGGUUCUCGGCUCCAGUUGUGAGGCUGAGAUCUACGCCGGGGCCAUGGCUGCACAGGAGCUUCGCUGGCUCACCUACCUGCUGACUGACCUUGGAGAGCCGCCUCGUUCUCCUCCAGUGCUGUACGUAGACAACAAGGCCAUGCUGGCCUUGUGUCGAGAGCAGCGUCUGGAGCACAGAACGAAGCACAUUGCUCUCCGCUACUUCCUUGCUCGUGAGCUGCAGCAGCGUGGUCAGCUGCGACUUGCGUACGUGGCCUCUGAGGCCAACACUGCUGAUGUGUUCACCAAGGCACUCGCGCCUUGUGACCAUCAGCGCUUCUGUACCCAGCUGGGUCUUGUGCCUGUCUUGCCUCACUUGCUCUCUUCCUGA